Leucoraja erinaceus (little skate) is the source of this 2331-nucleotide messenger RNA. RefSeq names its product lactamase, beta (gene lactb). The record is from RefSeq and is a predicted model, not a curated record. NCBI's taxonomy places the organism in Eukaryota, Metazoa, Chordata, Chondrichthyes, Rajiformes, Rajidae.
CCAUCUUCACCCCCUGCCUUGUCCAGCCCUGCACAUCCACCACCACUCUCUCCCUCGUUCCGCGGGCGGGAUAUGUCGGGCUCCGUUCGCCGCCCCGGGAGAUCCCUGAGCCGGCAGAGGCCUACCUGGCGCUGGCAGCGAGCGGGCGGCUGGUGGGCCCGAGGCUGGGGCCGGCGCCUGGGCCUAGGCCUGGGCAUGGGCCUGGGCAUUGCCUUCACAGCCGGCCUGGGGCGUAGCUUACGGACGCCGCUGUCCGACUGCCAGUGGGAGGAGGAGGAGCGGAGCCGGGAGCCCGGGGUCCCGGCAGCGGCCGUGGGGCGCGACAUACUGCAGAGGAUCAAGGAUGAAGUGGGAGCUCCUGGAAUAGUGGUUGGUGUUGCUGUGGAUGGAAAAGAAGUGUGGUCUGAAGGUCUGGGGUACGCAGAUGUGGAGAACCGAGUGUUGUGUAAACCGGAGACUGUCAUGCGAAUCGCCAGCAUCAGCAAACCACUGACCAUGACAGCCAUUGCCAAGCUGUGGGAGAAAGGAAAGCUGGACUUGGAUGCUCCUGUGCAGAUAUAUGUGCCAGAAUUUCCUGAAAAGAAAUAUGACGGAGAGAAAGUGACGAUAACUACACGGUUGUUAGUGUCUCAUCUGAGUGGCAUUCGGCACUAUGAGAAGGAUGUUAAGAAGGUACAGGAACAAAAGGCAAAAAACAAGAAGGAACAAAGUCUUGUUAAAGAGAAUGUGGAGCGCAAAGUCCAAGAAAGCAAAAAGACCAAGAAAGAGUUUGAACACGAGGAAUAUUACAUCAAAGACAAGUUUGAAAAUAUUUCCAAAGCAUUGAAACUGUUUGAGAAUGAUCCCUUGAUUUUCAAACCUGGGAGCAAAUUUUUGUAUUCAACACACGCUUGGACACUUCUUAGUGCUGUUGUGGAGAAGGCUUCUCAACAAAGUUUCCUGCAGUUCAUGGUUAAACUAUUCCGAGAUCUUGACAUGCUCAGAACUGUGCCAGAUGAACAUGAGCCAAUCAUCUAUAACCGAGCACGGUACUAUGUUUACAAUGAGAAGGGACGCCUGGUUAACUCUCCCUACGUGGAUUCCUCCUACAAAUGGGCUGGAGGCGGCUUUCUCUCCACCGUACUAGACCUGCUGAAAUUUGGCAAUGUGAUGUUGUACAGCUCUCAGGUGGAAGAGGAGGGACAGCAGACGCUGCUCCUGGGCUACCUCAGGCCAGCCACCAUGAGCAUGAUCUGGAGCCCUGUGGAGAGAACAGAACUGAGCUGGGACAGGGACGGCAGCUAUGCCAUGGGCUGGGGCGUGGUGGAGGAGGGGCAGCAGUGGGGCCAGUGCCGGCGACAGCGGCGGUACCUCACCCACACGGGAGGCUCAGUGGGUGCCAGCAGUGUCCUGCUGAUCCUCCCCAAGGACCGAACAGGCCCCUCUGCUAGCCCUCCCGAGGCAGGUGUCCCUCCGCAAGGGGUAGUGGUCGCCAUCCUCUGCAACCUGCAGUCUGUUAACCUCAACGCCACUGCUCUGAAAAUCGCAUUAGAGUUUGACAGGGUCAGGACAGCUGAACCCAUUCUUCCACCAUCUGAAGCUGACGGCCCAGUCCCAGCCGGCUGACCUCUACAAGUCUGUCAAGGACCCAAAUGUGAAGACUGGUGGUGGUGCCCCAUAAUGUCUGUGCCAAACAUAAGGCAAAGAUUUGGGGCUGGUGGGUAGGAUGUGCCCGUGUGGUUGGGACAUAAAAUUAGUUUUAUAUUUGCUACCUCCAAUUUGCCUGUAUCUCCACAUCAUCAAUAACAUAACUCUGUGUUCAAACCAUUGGUUUAUCAAAAUAAUGCUGGGUUUGAUUGAGGAGUGACUGGGGAUUAAUGAUGAAAACUGUACUGAUCAGCUGGCAACACUGCCAAAACAUCGCCCUUUGUGCACAUCUUGCAGAAUCGAGCAUUUAUAUACUUAAUUAAUCAAUUCCAGUGAACGAUACAGUAUUGAUGGUAAAUGAUUUUGAGCUGUAUUUUUACAGACUAGAGUGAGAAACUGGGAUCUCAACCAGGAGAAAAUCUGUCCUUAGUGCCAUGUGUCCAGAGAUGGGGAAUCCACUCCUGAGAUCUUGUUUGUCUUUCUACGAAAACCACAAAAGAAUUGUCUUUAAAAAUAUAAAAGCAUUUAAUACAUUGACAUUGCAUAAUGCAAACAUGGUGUACAUUAUUUGACACAGGAUUUGCCUACCUGACAAGCUGGGCCUGCUUCACCAUUUAUGUCGAGCAUGGCUAAUCAUCCAUUUUCAAGCAAAGGGUGGCGGGUGUAUGGAACGAGCUGCUGGAGGAAGUAGUUCAGGCAGGUACU